AUGGCGUUGUUGAAUUAUGGGGCCUACUAUUCCUCCUAUUCCUCGUACCCCAUAUCACCAUAUGUAAUCUACGGACCAGAGACAAGUCCUGAGGGCAUUCUAACACUACUAGAGACUUAUUCACCAAUAAGCUAUAAUAGCCCAUCUCAAGCAAAUCCUUUAUCUGAUGAUGAAAAUCAAAUUGAACAGUAUGAGACCAAAUUCUCCUCUCAUCCACCAUCUGUCGAGCACGAGGGCCGACCAAGGUCACGUUGGUGGUGGAGAUCAUCACAUCCAUCUCCCAAACACAACAACAACUCGGAGUCGAAACCAAAGUCUCCAUGGCUAUGGAGGAGAAGAAGAUCUCCACCGCCUUUGUCGACACCUCAGCCUCACCACUCUCUAAUUCCAAAACCACAGUCACCAGCACACCAUCACGGCUCUACUGCCUCUCCGCCGCACCACUCAAAGUGGCCAAAACCAAUUUCACCAUUGUGGAAGAGGAUUAGAUCACCGCCGCCAUCACUACUUGUUUAA
Striga asiatica is the source of this 516-nucleotide messenger RNA. The record is from the annotation of a GenBank genome assembly. NCBI's taxonomy places the organism in Eukaryota, Viridiplantae, Streptophyta, Magnoliopsida, Lamiales, Orobanchaceae.